Molecule: messenger RNA, 2863 nt
Organism: Drosophila subobscura
Lineage: Eukaryota; Metazoa; Arthropoda; Insecta; Diptera; Drosophilidae
Product: mediator of RNA polymerase II transcription subunit 15
Exons: 5
Coding region: 346-2508 (720 amino acids)
Source: RefSeq, a predicted model, not a curated record
GCGAGCUGCCAACGUCGAGACGGGGCGCGACUGUAAUGCGUUUACAGUUUUAUUUUAUUUUCGUUUAGUUUGCCUACAAAAUAAAAUAUACACAAAUAUCCUUUAUAAAUAUUUUAUAACUGUGAAAAGUGCUUCAUUUGUUGGUUUUCAGUUGCAUUUUUUGUGCACGUUUUUUGCUUUUUUUUUGUUGUUUUUUUGUUCGUUUUGUUUGUUGUGCGAAAAGCGAAUUUUAAUAGAGUGACGGCAGGAAAACAAAAUUACGUGGCAAACAAAACAGAAGAAAAAAAGUGUGAAUCAACAGAAAAUUGUAUUGCUGUUCAUAAACAAACGGCAACAACUGGCAUAAUGGCGCUCAUACGGGUGCUGGCUGUCAUCGGGUACUGCCUCGUGGCGGUCAGCGGCGGUGUGGAGAUCGAGACGCUGACGCCCAAGGCGGCCGCGGACAAAAUCGAGGAUGCAGUCACCACCAAGCUGACGCCCAGCCUCACGGCGGAUGCCAAGAGCAAAACGGAGAAACGUGAUUCAGCGGAUCAGACAGGAGCCAUCUUUCCGGGCAGGCCCACAAAGGAGACACCGUUCCGGCCCAUCUAUCCAUCGGCCAGCUACUAUGAGGCGCCAACGCAAAUCUUUGGACCCACAACCGUACGCUACACGGCAGCGGAGGCGGCACCGCAAACCUACUACGAUAAGCCAGAGAGUGGCAACGGCAUUCGAUAUGCACCGUCCGGUGCUGGGCAUAAGCCUUCAGUGCAGUUCGCCCAGCAGGCGCAUCGCUUCAGCUUUGCCGCGCCACCGCAAGUGGAGCUCUAUCAGCGGCCAGCCGCCACUAAGUCGGCUUCAUUAGGAGCGGAGCAGCAGCAGCAGCAGCAGCAGCAGAAGCAACAGCAACAGCAACGGGAGAUUUUCAAUUACGGCGAAGUGGAAGCCGAGGGUGGAGCCAUCUAUGAGCGGGCGGGACCGCAGCAAUAUCAAUUAACUCUGCCAGUCCACCAUCAGCACAAGUUCCAGCAGCCGCAGCAGCAGCAGCAGCAGCCACGUGUGCAGUACAUCAUUGCCAUUCCACUCUCCUACAUGCGGCAGCUGCAGCAACAACAGCAACAGCAGCAGAACCAGCAGCAGCAACAUCAGUUAUUGGUGGCGCCACCCACACCAUCCGCCAGCCCGAGCAGCAGCACCACCAGCAGCAGCGCUGCACCACCAUCAACGGCAGCGCCUGGCCCGAGGCAUCAUCAGUCCUUUAUGCAGCUGCUUGGACCGCUGGCACGUGAUCAUCAGGGCUUGUACAGGCCCUACUAUCAGUCGGACGCAGCGAGUGCACCACUCACAGGCAUUGGCACCCCAGCUGGACCAAAUCCGAGUCCACCGAGCCAUCAACAGCAGCAAUACUUCCAGAUACCCGCGAGUCUGCUGCUUGCCGCCGCACAACAGCUGCAGCAGCAGCAUCAGCAGCAGUCCCAGCAGCAGGCGGUCUAUGCGAAGGCUGCACCACCGCCACCACCACCACCACCCAGUUACCAGCAGCUCAUCUAUCAGGCACAGCCACAGGCACAGGCGCCACAGCACCACCCACAGCUGCAGCUGCAGCGCAUCUUUCUGCAACCACCGCAGGCACAAACAUCAGCUAUCUAUGCCGAACAGCCAGGCGGCACUUUGUACGCAUAUCCGCGACUGAAGCAGCAGCAGCAGCAAAAGUACACACCAGCCACGGACUCCGUGGCAGCAAGGCCAACAGCAGCAACAGCAGCAGCAGCAGGAGCAGCAGGAGAUGUGGCAGCAACAACAGCAGAGGCGGCAACAGCAACACGUCCAACCGCCCAGCACUUACCCAUCGUGCACUACAAUCCAAUCUACGUGCAGGCACCCGCCGAGCAGCAGCAGCAGCAGCAGCAGCCGCAACAUCAUCAGCUUCAGCUGCAGCAACAUCAAUUUGCCAUAUUGCCACGUUUUAGCAAUAAUAACCCAAAGGCCGCUUACAAUCUGGGGCAUGAAUCAACGCCACCGAUUCAUGUUGUCAGAUUGUCAGCGGCUGGCGCUCCCGGCCACGGGCAUGGACAUGGGCACGGACCCGUUCCCUUCCACCAUUUCCAUCACUAUCAGCCGGGCUCAGUGCCGUUGCUGCAGCAACUUUAUCAUGCCCCGCAGCAGCAGCAUCAGCAGCAGCAAUAUGUAUCGCAUAUGCCGUAUGGCCACGAAGAAGUUCCGCUUCCUGGACCCGUAUCCCUGCCCUCGACAGUGCCUGGCAUGACUGGCGCCUCCCCAGCCAUUAUACCAUAUUUCAGUCAUCCGGGUGCCGUGCAUUAUGGCACGCAUUUGUAUCACCCGGCAGCGGCAGGGGCGGCCACGGCAGCAACAAAAGGAGGAGCAGCAGCAGCAACAGGAGCAGGAACAGCAGGAGCAGGAGCUGGAGCUGGUGUGGGUGUCGGAAGUGCAGCAACAAGCCCCAAGCAGCAGUCAACAAGUGGCGGACACUCACCAGGUGGCGGCAACAAUAUUGUCAAAUAUCCCUAAAGCAACUCCCUUCAACGCUCGAUGAGAUGGCAGCAAACAGGAGCAACAAUCGCUGGCACCUUUGCCGUAGAGUCUAUCAUUUACUGUGCCCCUGCAGCUGCGGCGUUUUAAUCACGAGAAUUCACAUCGAUUUUGACUGCUCCCACUCGAACACUGUUUGUUCCUCUGCCCCCUCCUGUUUGCUGCCCAAAAGUUUCGCGUUUGUUUUUUGUGUGUGUAAAUAUUUGUUACAUUUUCCAAUCGACUCGCCAAAUAAACAAUUACAUUUACACAUGUAUGCGGUUGCACUUUGUUAGCUAUUAAAACAAUUCAUUUUGUAUUAUAAGUUUAUGGUUUUCCUCCUGUUUUUUUUUGU